This is a messenger RNA of Zychaea mexicana, 231 nucleotides long. RefSeq lists its product as uncharacterized. The transcript is spliced from 2 exons. NCBI's taxonomy places the organism in Eukaryota, Fungi, Mucoromycota, Mucoromycetes, Mucorales, Lichtheimiaceae. Bases 1 to 231 code for a protein of 76 amino acids. The record is from RefSeq and is a predicted model, not a curated record.
AUGGGUCACGACAUCAAGCUCGAUCCUGCAAUUGAACGAUGGGCCCAUCUCCGUGAAAACACCCAUCUUUACUUUGGCUGGAACAAGAGAAACACAAGACGCUCCCUCGUUUGGCUCGCCAUUGUUCCCGUUGGUUUGACCGCUUUGGCCUACGCGACCCAGGGCAAGUGGAAUCUUACCGCAUCACAAACCAAGGCUGAAAUGAACAAUCAGAAACCCGAAUCUCAAUAA